AUGCGAAUAGGAAUAGGUAUUGAUUUGAGCACAUCGUAUUCUUGUGUCGGUGUGUUUCGACAUGGAAAAGUUGAAAUCAUUCCUAAUGAAGAAGGAAAUCGUAUAACACCAUCGUAUGUUGCAUUCACUGACGAGGAAAUAUUAAUUGGUGAUGCUGCUAAAAAUCAAGUAGGUAUGAAUCCAUAUAACACUGUGUUCAACACUCAACGUCUUAUUGGACGUAAAUACAGUGAUGAAACAGUUCAAGGUGAUAUGAAGAAUUGGCCAUUUAAAGUAAUUAAUGAAGUUGGAAAACCUAAAAUCCAAGUUCAAUAUAAACAUGAAACAAAAGUUUUUACACCUGAAGAAAUUUCUUCAUUGAUUUUAGCAAAAAUGAAAGAAAUAGCUGAAACUUAUCUUGGUCAAGAAGUAACCGGAGCUAUUAUAGCGGUUCCAGCUUAUUUUAACGAUGCACAACGUCAGGCAACAAAAGAUGCUGCUACUAUUGCUGGUCUUAUUGCUUUACGUAUAACAAAUGCGCCAACCUUAGCUGCUAUUGGUUAUGGUGUCAACAAAAAACUAUCAAGUGAACGAAGUGUUUUAAUUUUUGAUUUAGGUGGUGGUACCUUUAAUGUUUCAAUUCUAACAAUUGAGGAAGGAAUUUAUGAAGUUAAAUCAACAGCUGGUGAUACGCAUUUGGGUGGUGAAGAUUUUGAUGAUAGAAUGGUUCAACAUUUCAUUCAAGAAUUUAAAAUAAAACAUGGCCAAGAUUUAAAUGAAAAUAAACCUGCUGUUAGACGAUUGCGUACUUCUUGUGAAUGUGCUAAACGUACAUUAUCAACAUCAAGACAAGCGUCUAUUGAAAUCGAUUCAUUACAUCAAGGUAUUGAUUUUUAUUCCACCAUAACGCGUGAACGUUUCGAAGAAAUCAAUACUGAUCUAUUCUGCUCAACACUGAAACCUGUUGAAAAAGCUUUGCGUGAUGCUAAAAUGGAUAAAGCAUCAAUCCACGAAAUAAUUUUUGUUGGAGGCUCAACACGUAUUGAAAAAGUACAAAAACUUGUGCAAAAUUUCUUUGAUGGUAAAGAACUUAAUAAGUCAAUUAAUCCAGAUGAAGCUGUUACAUAUGGUGCUGCUAUUCAAGCUGCUAUCCUUACUAAUGAUAAAUCUGAAAUGAUUCCACAUGUACUUUGGUUUGAUGUCGCACCGAUUUCAUUGGGUAUUGAAACUGCUGGUGGUGUUAUGACAGCAUUAAUUAAACGUAAUACAAUAAUUCCAACAAAAAUAUCCCAAGAAUUCACAACAUCUAUAGAUAAUCAAUCGGCUAUAUCAAUUGCAGUUUAUGAAGGUGAACGCUCAAUGGCAAGAGAUAAUCAUUUAUUAGGAGAAUUCGAAUUAUCAAAUAUUCCAGCAGCACCCCAUGGUGUACCACAAAUUGAAGUUAUAUUUGACAUUGAUGCAAAUAGUAUAUUAAAUGUAUCAGUUAUGGAUAAAAGUUCAGGAAAAGAAAAGAAAAUUACAAUUACAAAUGAUAAAGAACGUUUAUCAAGAGAUCAAAUUGAACGUAUGAUUUCUGAUGCUGAAAAAUAUAAAAAAGAUAAUGAAAUACGAUGUGAACGUAUUACUGCUAAGAAUUCACUUGAAUCUUAUUGUUUUGAUAUGAAAACAAACAUUAUUGACAACAAAAUGACAAGUAAGUUUGGUGAUUAUAACAAGAGGAAAAUGCUUGAUGCCAUCGAAGACAUGUUGGAAUGGUUGAAAGCAAAUCAACUUGCUGCAAAGGAACAAUUGGAAGCAAAAUUAAAAGAAAUUGAACAAAUAUGUACAUUGAUGUCGGCGAAAUUCCGUUUAGAUGAACAUGAUGCUGAAGAAAAUUCAGAACGAUCUGCCAGUCAUGCAAUGGCCAAAAUUAUGUGCUCCAACGAUCAUACAGUGGAGGCUGAACUAUGGUGCAUGAAUUGUGAACAAAGCUACUGUUCAAAAUGUUUUGAACAAGUGCAUGAGUUGCCUGCUUUAAAGAAGAAAAAUCAUGAAUCAAUACCAAUACAUCAUAAACCAUUAGGGUUUGUUCAGUGUGAAGAACAUCAUCGCCAAAAGCUUGAAUUUCGGUGUAAUAACUGUCAGAAACUUGUUUGCAAUAGAUGCGUAAUUCUUAAGCAUAGAGAUAGUAGUCUUCAUGAAAUCGUGGAAAUAGACGAUGUAGCAUUACAUAAAACACAUUUGUUAGAAACUUUAUGUAAAAACAUUCAAUCAUCUCUAAACGAAUGUGCAAAACCGUCUACUGACAAUUCAGAAGAUAGUAUACAAACGGUUACAAGAACCUUUGAGUCCAUUCAUACAAUGAUAACCAAUCGCGAAAAGGAAUUCGUACGGAAAAUACUUGAAAUUCAAAUAAAAACCAAGAAAUUAGAUGAUCAACGCACGAUUGAAAUGGCUAACAUACAAGAAUUAUUAAACAAGCAUUGCAAAGAACUUAAAGAUAUGACGUCAAAAAAUGACCCCACGAUACUCUUAAAAGUACAUGAAGAACUAACACAACAUUUAACAAAACUUAUGGAGAGAAUAAAAGGAGUGAAGGUCCCGAUUCAAACUAGAUAUCAAAUUAAAGGAAUCGACGAGCUAGAAGAAAAAAUCAGCAAUGUCUUUCAAACAAUUCGUGCUAUUGCACAGGAUGACGGUAUAUCCUGA
This is a messenger RNA of Rotaria socialis, 2667 nucleotides long. Lineage: Eukaryota; Metazoa; Rotifera; Eurotatoria; Philodinida; Philodinidae. The record is from the annotation of a GenBank genome assembly.